AUGGCGUCGAGCUCAAAGCCAGAGGCCAGCAUGCUCUGGGGUGGCCGCUUCACAGGCAAACUGGAUCCUCUUAUGCAGAAGUACAAUAAUAGCAUCACCUUCGACUGCGUCCUUUACAAGGAAGACAUCCUCGGCAGCAUUGCAUUUGCCCGUGCGAACGCUAAAGCUGGCAUAAUCACCGAUGAAGAGUUCAACACGAUCGAAUCGGGCCUUCAUAUGGUGAAGAAGGAAUGGGAGUCAAACACCUUCGAGAUCAAAACAUCCGACGAGGACAUCCAUACUGCGAAUGAACGCCGGCUCUGUGAGAUUAUCGGCAAAAAGGGCAAGGAGGUGGGCGGCAAGCUGCAUUCCGGCCGCAGCAGGAACGAGCAGGUUGUCUGCGAUAUGCGCAUGUGGCUGCGACAAGAGCUGCGAGACAUUGAGCAACAUCUCGUGAGCUUCCUGCGCGUCAUUGCUGCUCGCGCCGAGCAGGACAUCGACUACAUCAUGCCCGGAUACACGCACCUACAGCGUGCACAGCCCAUCCGCUGGAGUCAUUGGCUGUUAUCCUACGGUUUCGCCUUUGCCGCCGACCUCGAACGCCUACGCGAGGUUAUUUCUCGCGUCAAUCGCAAUCCGUUGGGCUGCGGGGCCCUCGCCGGCAACCCUUUCAACCUUGACCGCGAUAUGAUCACCAAAGAACUCGAAUUCGAGGGGCUUCUUUGGAACUCAAUGGGCGGCGUAGCCGACCGCGACUUUGUUACGGAGACGUUGCAGUGGGGUUCGAUGCUGAUGCAGCACGUCUCGCGAUGGGCUGAGGAUCUCAUCAUCUACUCAACCGCCGAGUUUGGCUUCGUCCACCUCGCCGAUGCCUACUCUACCGGUAGCUCGCUGAUGCCCCAGAAGAAGAAUCCAGAUAGCCUUGAGCUUCUGCGUGGCAAGAGCGGUCGUGCAUUUGGCCACAUGGCAGGCUUUAUGAUGACCCAAAAAGGGCUGGCCAGCACGUACAACAAGGAUUUGCAGGAGAGUAUCGAGCCGAUGCUCGACCACGUUAAGACGGUAGCCGACAGCAUCCAGAUCGCUAACGGCGUCUUGUCCACGCUAACGGCCAAUCCGGACAAGAUGCGUGCUGCCCUCGACCCCUUCAUGCUUGCUACCGACGUGGCCGACUACCUUGUCCUCAAGGGCGUCCCCUUCCGUGAAACCCACCACACUUCGGGUCGCUGCGUCGCUAAGUCGGAGGAGCUGGGCAUUCCGAUGAAUGAGCUCUCGCUUGAGCAAUUCAAGGCCAUCGAUCAUCGCUUCGAAGAGGACAUUUUCGAUGCCUUUAGUUAUGAGGCAAGCGUCGAACGCCGCUCGGCGAAGGGUGGCACCAGCAAGUCGAGCGUCCUAGAGCAGAUCAAGGUGCUCCAGGGCAUGCUCGGCUAA
This is a messenger RNA of Drechmeria coniospora, 1407 nucleotides long. RefSeq names its product argininosuccinate lyase. Gene Ontology annotation, cellular component: cytosol. The record is from RefSeq and is a predicted model, not a curated record. Gene Ontology annotation, molecular function: argininosuccinate lyase activity. NCBI's taxonomy places the organism in Eukaryota, Fungi, Ascomycota, Sordariomycetes, Hypocreales, Ophiocordycipitaceae. The transcript is spliced from 2 exons. Bases 1 to 1407 code for a protein of 468 amino acids.